Penicillium daleae is the source of this 843-nucleotide messenger RNA. RefSeq lists its product as uncharacterized. Bases 1 to 843 code for a protein of 280 amino acids. The transcript is spliced from 5 exons. The record is from RefSeq and is a predicted model, not a curated record. NCBI's taxonomy places the organism in Eukaryota, Fungi, Ascomycota, Eurotiomycetes, Eurotiales, Aspergillaceae. Gene Ontology annotation, cellular component: 90S preribosome; nucleus.
AUGACCGAAGCAGAAGCCCCAAAAGGGCUUUCAGCCAAGCUCGACAAGAAGCGUAAGCGCCAGGCCGAGGAAUCAAACAAGCAAGGCAAGCCCGAAGCUGCGCCUGCGGCCGCUGGCGGAGACGAAUCGAACAAGAAGAAGCGCAAGAAGAACAACAAGAAGGGCAAAAAGCAGCCUGAGCAGGAUGUGAAAACGCAAGAGCGCAAAGGUGGCGUUGACGAGUCCAUUGGGAAGAUGGAUGGGCGGUUGUUGGCCGAUUACUUUGCUCAACGGGCGCAGAAGCUCGAUAAAGAGCUUUCCGCGGUGGAAUUGAGUGAUCUUUCAGUGCCCGAUUCUGCUUUCCUUGACACCACCUCGUUUUCCGAUUCCAGGACUUUGGACAAGCUUCCCGAUUUCCUCAAGGUAUUCAGCCCGAAGGGUGUCGACCUUUCAAAGGCGUCAGAGAAGAAGGGUACUCCUCAUACAUUGGUUAUUUCUGCUGCUGCACUCAGAGCUGCAGAUGUUGUUAGGGCACUUCGAGCAUUCCAAACCAAGGAGGCCAUUGUCGGGAAAUUGUUUGCCAAGCAUAUCAAGCUGGAGGAAGCGAAGCAGUUCCUCGAACGUGCACGGACUGGAAUUGGGGCUGGCACACCGACUAGGAUAUCUGAUUUGAUUGAGUGUGGUUCUCUCAAGGUGGACGAGUUAGAGCGUAUCGUCAUUGACGGGUCCCAUAUCGAUCAGAAGCAGCGCGGUAUCUUCGAUAUGAAGGAGACUCAUCUACCGCUGUUGCAGCUACUGACUCGGCCGGAGCUGCGCGACCGAUAUGGCGCUUCCAAAAAGAAAGUGCAAAUCUUGAUGUUCUGA